Messenger RNA from Scomber scombrus (Atlantic mackerel), 1321 nucleotides. RefSeq names its product double C2-like domain-containing protein alpha. The transcript is spliced from 10 exons. NCBI's taxonomy places the organism in Eukaryota, Metazoa, Chordata, Actinopteri, Scombriformes, Scombridae. The record is from RefSeq and is a predicted model, not a curated record. Bases 5 to 1321 code for a protein of 438 amino acids.
CCCCAUGACUGUGCGAAAAGGAAAACGUCUAGGCAUCUCCAUUCAGGAGCACAUGGCCAUCGACGUCUGUCCGGGCCCCAUCCGCCCCAUCCGUCAAAUCUCUGCCUACUUCCCUCGCCUCUCGCCCACUUCCUCCUUCUCAGAGCCACUCUCGCCCAGUCAUCCGGGGGCUCCCACUGCACUCAGCCCUAGCAGCACAGGCCAAGGUGGAGGGCCCAUUGGGGGAGGAGGAGGGAGCAGCAGUCUAUUGACACCACUGUUACCAGGAGCAUCAGGUGGAGGGGGCUCACUGUCAGCUAUGAGCAGCAUGGAUACAUCCAUUGAGAUCGACAGCUGUGACAGUGAUGACAACACCUCCUUGGGGACGUUAGCGUUUGACCUACUGUACGAGAAAGCCACAAGCUCCUUACACUGCACAGUCCUGAGAGCAAAGGGUCUGAAGCCGAUGGAUUUCAACGGUUUGGCUGAUCCUUACGUCAAGCUGCACCUACUGCCAGGAGCCUGCAAGGCCAAUAAACUGAAAACCAAGACUGUUCGUAACACACUGAACCCUGUGUGGAAUGAGACGCUCACCUACUGUGGAAUCACUGAGGAAGACAUGUACCGCAAAACACUCCGGGUGUCUGUGUGUGACGAAGACAAGCUGACACAUAAUGAGUUCAUUGGAGAGUCGCGGGUGGCCCUGCGCCGUGUGAAGCCUGACCAGACCAAACACUUCAACAUCUGUCUGGAGCAUCCACCUCCUCUGCCUUCACCCACUGCGAUGAGCACAGCGCUGAGAGGAAUAUCCUGCUACCUGAGAGAGUGGGAGAGCGAGCAGCAGAGAAGUCUAGAGGAAAGAGGCCGUUUGCUGCUCUGUCUGGAGUAUCUCCCCCCGGCCGCUGAUGGUGUUACGAAGGGCGAGAGCAAGGAGAGGGCUCGUGGUGGGCUGUGCGUGGGCGUCAAAAGAUGUGCCCACCUGGCAGCAAUGGAUGUAAAUGGCUACUCCGACCCCUACGUUAAAACGUACCUCAAGCCAGACGUUCACAAGAAAUCCAAGCACAAAACAGCGGUCAUAAAAAAGACUCUGAACCCAGAGUUUAAUGAGGAGUUCUUCUAUGAAAUCUCCUUCUCAGAAUUAGCCACCAAGACGCUAGAGGUCACGGUGUGGGACUACGACCUGGGCAAGUCCAAUGACUUCAUUGGAGGUGUAUCUUUAGGGUGUCACUCACAGGGAGAGACUCUGCAGCACUGGAUAGACUGUCUGAAGAACAAAGGCAAGAAGGUGGAGCGCUGGCACACGCUGACCAAUGAGCUGCCUGGAUCCACGCUGCAGGAAUGA